This is a messenger RNA of Fukomys damarensis (Damara mole-rat), 4417 nucleotides long. It is a transcript of the gene Fmo5, whose product is annotated as flavin containing dimethylaniline monoxygenase 5. The record is from RefSeq and is a predicted model, not a curated record. Gene Ontology annotation, molecular function: N,N-dimethylaniline monooxygenase activity; NADP binding; flavin adenine dinucleotide binding. Lineage: Eukaryota; Metazoa; Chordata; Mammalia; Rodentia; Bathyergidae. Bases 145 to 1746 code for a protein of 533 amino acids. The transcript is spliced from 9 exons.
UGGCUACCGCUGCUGUUGCGAGUUUAUAUAUUUGUGAUAGCAACCCAAAGUCAGAUCACAGCCGGGAUCCUGGGAAGCUCUUGCAAAGUCGACGAGAUCAGGACAGGCGAUCCUGCCCCGGCCAGGUGAAGCUCUCUGGAGACCAUGACCAAGAAAAGGGUCGCCGUGAUAGGCAGCGGAGCGAGCGGGCUCUCGUCCAUCAAGUGCUGUCUGGAGGAGGGCUUGGAGCCGGUGUGCUUUGAAAGGAGCUCUGACAUCGGAGGGCUCUGGAGGUACCAGGAAAAUCCCGAAGAAGGAAGGGCCAGUAUCUACAAGUCAGUGAUCAUCAAUACUUCUAAGGAGAUGAUGUGCUUCAGUGACUAUCCGAUCCCAGAUCAUUACCCUAAUUUCAUGCACAACUCACAUGUCCUAGAAUAUUUCAGGAUGUAUGCCAAAGAAUUUGGCCUUCUAAAGUAUAUUCAGUUCAAGACCUCUGUGCUCAGUGUGAAGAAGCAGCCUGAUUUCUCUACAUCGGGUCAAUGGGAGGUGGUCACUGAGCACGAAGGGAAAACGAAGAAGGACGUCUUUGACGCAGUCAUGGUUUGCACCGGCCAUCACACCAAUGCUCACCUACCCCUGGAAAGCUUUCCUGGAAUUGAAAAAUUCAAAGGACAGUACUUCCACAGUCGAGACUAUAAGAGCCCACAGGGAUUCACUGGAAAGAGGGUUGUUAUCAUUGGCAUUGGGAAUUCUGGAGGGGAUCUGGCUGUAGAGAUUAGCCACACAGCCAAGCAGGUUUUCCUCAGUACCAGGAGAGGGGCAUGGAUCCUGAAUCGUGUAGGAAGCCAUGGAUAUCCCAUCGAUGUGUUGAUCUCUUCUCGGCUUUCACAUUUUUUGUUCAAAAUGUGUGGUGAAGCAUUAGCAAAUACACUUUUGGAAAAACGACUGACUGAAAGAUUUGACCAUGAGCUGUUUGGCUUGAAACCUAAACACAGAGCAUUGAGCCAGCACCCAACGGUAAAUGAUGACCUGCCAAAUCGCAUAAUAGCUGGCAUGGUGAAGGUGAAAGGAAAUGUGAAGGAAUUCACAGAGACAGCUGCCAUAUUUGAGGAUGGCUCCAGGGAAGAUGACAUCGAUGCUGUUAUCUUUGCCACAGGCUAUAGUUUUGCCUUUCCUUUUCUGGAAGAUUCUGUCAACGUGGUGAAAAACAAGGUGUCACUGUAUAAAAAGGUCUUCCCCCCUAACCUGGAAAGGCCAACUCUUGCAAUCAUAGGCUUGAUACAGCCCCUUGGAGCCAUUAUGCCCAUUGCAGAGCUCCAAGGACGCUGGGCUACUCAAGUAUUUAAAGGGCUGAAGACAUUGCCCUCACAAAGUGAAAUGAUGGCAGAAAUAACUAAGAUUCGGGAGGAAAUGGCAAAAAGGUAUGUGGACAGCCAACGCCAUACCAUUCAGGGAGACUAUGUAGAAACAAUGGAAGAGCUUGCUGAUUUGGUGGGAGUCAGGCCCAAGCUGCUCCCUCUGACCUUCACUGAUCCCAAGCUGGCCUUACACUUAUUCACUGGUCCCUGUACUCCAGUCCACUACCGUCUUCAGGGCCCUGGAAAGUGGGAAGGGGCUCGAAAAACUAUCUUAACCACAGAAGAUCGUAUCAGGAAGCCUCUGCAGACAAGAGUAACUGAAAAGAGCAAGUCCAUGAUUUCAGCAGUGACAAUGGGCCGGUUUGUGCUAGCUGUCGUUUUCUUUGCUAUAAUUAUGGCUUCUAUUUAGAUGUUCCAUUGUCAGUGCCCUAGAUUUCACUGGGAAGCUUGUUCUAGAGAUGCCUUUAGAACCAACCAACUCUAAGCUUCAUAUUGCCUAGAAAUCUUUCAUUUCUCUUUCAAAAGCAUUAAUCUUUUCCCUACAGUAAAAUCUAGGUUUAUUUGAAUGGACUUAAUUUCCAUUCCUCUCUUGAUCUUUUUUUUUUUCAUUCUAGUAAUAUCUAGACUAUGUGCUCAGAUAUUUUUAGUCAUCUCCUUAUUAAAUAUGAUAGUGACCCUAAGUCAGCGUCUAUAAGAAAUUAUUGUGUAACUCUUGUUCUCAUAGAGUUUGGUUUCCUAUUAGAAGCUCAAUUUUUUACUAAUACUGUAACUAAAUGUACAUUUUCUGAAUUAUGAGAUACAGUAUUAGUCUUACUAUGGUUGUAUAGAUAAGACAUAUAAAUAUACCUCAGAGAUUUUACUUGCUAUUCAUUAAUAUACCUGAUAAUUGGUCAGUUUUCUUCCUUUCCUUAAGGAAUCUAUCUUUAUUUUCUUAAUAAAGUAAGUACUUUCCACUUCUGACUGAUAGAUCAUUUGAAUAAUUUAGCACUACCAAUAAAUUCUACUUGGUUGAGAUAUAUAAAAAUUUUAAAUUAGCUAUUUUUUAAAAAUCUUAGUUUCCAUAUUAGGAUCCAACAAGACUUUAGUUUAUAAAAUAAGUGGCUGCUGGGCUGGGAUUUAGCUCAGUGGCACCAUGCCUGCUUUGAAAGUGCAAGGUCCAGAGUUCAAUCCCCACUACCCCCACCAAAAGAAAUUGGCUGCUAACUGUUGGUGGUGUAAGCUAAAAAUGUGACUUGUUUCCCCUAACUCUCCUCUUCCUAUAAAUAGAAUCUAAGUUUUUUAAAAAAGUCACUUAUGUCUUAAAUUAGGAGUGAUAUUAACUAAAUAUAAGGGUAUUUUGCUUAUACAGAGAAGUUCAGAGCAAAUGAAAUAAAAAGCAGGGACUUAGGUUUUCAUCCCAAUAUUGCUGCCUGUGUAUCCUCAUCUGUGAAGUUUCGCUCUCUUCUGGGUUCAUGGAGAAGUGACGUAAAUGUCAGUGUUCAGGCACCCUGAGUCCCAGGAAGAUAGGUACUGGAAGUACCAGUCAGGCGUAUGUUCAUAAAUAGCUGUUGUGUAAUAUGUUUGUAAGUUUUUUUAUUGCUGCCAAUUACUUCACCAUCAAAAUAAAUUUGAACAACUGAAAGAACAUUAGACUAAUAUAUACUUAAGAUAACUACAAAUAUGAGAACUAAAGCUUCUUCCUAAUCAUAUAAAUGUUUGGACAACUGCCACCAUUUCACCCAAUUUACUCUUUGAGAAGAGGAGAAUUAAGGAUUGGUAUUACUUUCCUAAUCUUUGUAAAUCUGAGUUGGGCAUCUAUUAAAAGGGCUCUAGUGGACCAGAGAUUUAGCUCAGUGGCACCGUGCCUGCCUCACAAGCACAACAAGGUCCCAAGUUAAAUCCCCAGUACCCAGAAAAUAAAUAAAAAUAAAAGGGCUCUAGUAUUUUUUUUAUCUACAGAUUAUUCUCAUUCAAAAGUAAACUGAAGAUCUCUUGCUUCUUUUUAAAUUUUUCAUUUAUGCUAUAAGUUUGCCUCUCUGGUGGGAUAGAAAUGUACUCAAUUAACAGUCCUCUAAUUAUAUAUUGUAAUUCCUACUUAUUUCCCCAGUGUUCUCUUUAAAUUUAUUUAUUGUUUGGUACUGGGGAUUGAACUCAGGAUCUUGUGCUUGCGAGGCAGGCACAGCACCACUUAGCUAAAUCCCUGGCUCUUAAAGUGGGUAAAUUUAAAUUGACUAGACUGUCAUAUUUUACUUAUGUGUAAAGUUACAAAAAAAUUCACUGGUUGAUUUCUAAACCAAGCUGAAGGUAAGAUGUAAGUAGGAUAAUACUUUGUUAACUCAAAACAAUUCAAGAUACAAAGGCUUAAAGUUGGAUUUGCACUAAUAUUUAUUAAUGUACAUAUUCUGCUUUUAAAUUAUAUUAAAAUUGAUAUCAUCUUCUCCAAUUAUAUUAAACCUGCUUACCAAAACCAAACCAAAACAAAAACAAGUAUUCUCGUACCAGGGAGUGAGGAAUUACUAAAACACAAAUUGAAUAACGUGUCAAAGUGACACAGAAGCCAUCAGAAAGUGAUUACAAUGGCCAAAUUGGAAAAAAUGUGAGCAAUAAAAUAAAUAACCUAGUAUUGGACUAUAACAUGAAACAUAAAAAACCUGAACCCGUAUUGAUGUAAAUGGCUGAAUAAAUUAAUAAAUGAGAUGGACAGACAAAACUCCCAUUCAGAACUCUAAAUAAUUUUUAUAGAUAUUCUCCCUUCAAGGAAGUGAAAAUUAACUCUCACUUUCUUAAGUAAGCUGCACAGGUUGAUCUCCUUCCAAAAAUUGCAAUAUGGGAAGCAAGAAAAAUAACUCUGUAGCAGAGGAAUCUGACAAACACUACCUCAUGUAGGUGAUUAAGAUUAACAUUAAUAGUGAUAAUCAUGUUAAAGGUAUGUACCUUUGAUAGGCUAUAAUGAGGUCAUUUUACCUUUGUGGUAUUCCUCUCCAAAACCAUAAGCCCAUCUUACCAGGAAGAAAAGAACUGGACAAUCUCAAGUUGAGGAGUACUUUACAAAAUACCUGAGUACCUCAAAACUGUUGAGGUCACCAAAAACAAGUCUUACA